This is a messenger RNA of Scophthalmus maximus (turbot), 3497 nucleotides long. Its product is annotated as ras-related protein Rab-40C-like. Gene Ontology annotation, cellular component: endosome; synaptic vesicle; plasma membrane. Gene Ontology annotation, biological process: intracellular signal transduction; protein localization to plasma membrane. The record is from RefSeq and is a predicted model, not a curated record. The coding region runs from base 853 to 1746 and encodes 297 amino acids. The transcript is spliced from 6 exons. NCBI's taxonomy places the organism in Eukaryota, Metazoa, Chordata, Actinopteri, Pleuronectiformes, Scophthalmidae. Gene Ontology annotation, molecular function: GTP binding; GTPase activity.
UCAUACAAAGAAAUCAAGGUGACGGAACUAAAACGUCAUCCGUCAUGCAUUCACAUUAUAAAACAUGUAGGCCCAUUUAAUCGUUCGUUUAUUUGAAUAUAGACAAAAAGCCCAGUAAAUAUAAGACAAGAAGAAAAUAGGCAUAUGGUCACAAUGAAGCUUAAAUCAAAAGGUACAAAGGCAGAGUUUACCCAAGCAGAGUAAUUAUACAAACACGUUGUUACUGAUCAGCUUUAUCUUAGUUGAAAAUGAGUUAGUAAUGAGCUAUAUUUUUGGGUGUUGUCAUUGUUAUUUACGUUGGUUUUCUGUUACCCGGAUGUUACGCAGCUUGAUGACGUCAGUACUAGGAAGUACCAACACUUGGCUGGACCGUAGUGCUCGGAAAGCUGAAUUUGCCUCCCUGGCUUUUGUCUCUAUAAAGACAGCGAAACAGUUUGUACUUGUUUUGCGGGCUGUCUCUUUUAUGUCGGAGCAAACCGCCGCGUGCUCACUCAUCACGCCCUCUGCUCGUGCGAGAGUGCGUCCGUGUUAGCUGGCUAACAGGCUAUCAGCUAAGGUUGUUUUGAUUAUUGAUGUGGACGUUACACUGACGGUGUCCGGACCCAGACGGUCAGAGCUAAUACACACCGUGGACAUGUUUCCCCCCCACACAUUAACCAGUGGGAGGAGAUAAUCAUUUGUGUCUUUAAGAACUUCGAAGUUCGUACAGUUCACCAGCUAGCUUAAAAGCUAACGUUAACGUCCAACCGCAGUCCCCGAUCCAUCGCUACCGGGGAACCGUCCGGCUCGUCCCUGAGCCCGAGCAGUGGACGUCUGGCGAGCUCCAACAGCUCUCUGCGAAACCGGAUCCAAAUGCGCGGGAUGAUGGGCACCCAGAGUAGUCCUGUCAAGAGUUACGAUUAUCUCCUGAAAUUCCUCUUGGUGGGAGACAGCGACGUCGGAAAGGGGGAGAUCCUGGAGAGUUUGCAAGACGGAUCCGUGGAGUCUCCUUACGCCUACAGCAGUGGUGAGUGGAUUGAUUACAAGACCACCACGAUUCUGCUGGAUGGAAGAAGAGUGAAAUUAGAGUUGUGGGACACAUCAGGGCAAGGUAGAUUCUGCACCAUCUUCAGGUCUUACUCUCGGGGAGCACAGGGUAUCCUGCUCGUAUAUGACAUCACCAACGGCUGGUCGUUUGAUGGCAUCGACCGCUGGAUUCGGGAAAUUGAUGAGCAUGCCCCAGGUGUGCCCAGGAUUCUGGUGGGGAACCGACUUCACCUGGCUUUCAAGCGACAGGUGCCGACGGAGCAGGCGAGGGCGUAUGCGGAGAAGAACAGCAUGACCUUCUUCGAGGUCAGUCCGCUCUGCAACUUCAACGUCAUCGAGUCCUUCACAGAGCUGUCGCGCAUUGUGCUGAUGCGGCAUGGGAUGGAGAAAUUCUGGAGACCCAACAGAGUCUUCAGCCUCCAAGAUCUGUGCUGCCGCUCAAUCGUCUCCUGCACACCGGUGCACCUCAUCGACAAACUGCCCCUCCCUGUGGCCAUCAAGUCCCACCUCAAGUCUUUCUCCAUGGCCAACGGCAUGAACGCAGUCAUGAUGCACGGACGCUCCUAUUCGGUGACCAACAGCGCAGCUACGGGUGGUGGCGGAGGGGGAAGCAAAGGCAACAGUCUGAAACGCUCAAAGUCCUUCAGGCCUCCGCAGAGUCCUCCAAAGAACUCGUCGUCCUCCUCCUCCUCCUCAAAGGGGAACUGUAAGAUUUCAUAGUGAAGAAGCAAACCGACGGUUGCCGCCACAGAACCAGGUUUAAAGAUCUUUUUGCUCCGAGAGGUCCCGAGGCCAGCGGGGAGCACGGAGAGCUGCAAGCCGUCUCCGUCAGAACCAGCUACAGCUGUAAACCCACAUUGACCCUUUGGGGACUGACUCGGAUGGUUGGGGUUUUUUUCUGUUCUCUUUGCACUUGCUGGUGCCAUCUCGUGGAUGUCCGUUUACUUGUACUCUUAACUACAGUUGGCUCACUGUGAUCAAGUAGAACAAGAGUUUCCUGGGACCAACAGAUGUGAAUUCAAGGAUUAUCACUCAACCGUUCACACUACAAAUGAGUGGAGGGACAUUAGCUAGCUUUUAUGCAGGAACGGGAUUGUUUAUUGGUAUCUAAAGUUGACUUGGAAGGUGUAAAAUAUACUGUAUGUGCUGUUCUGCUGCUCUGUGUUUGGUGGUUGUUCCUGGGGGAGGAGGCUUAACGCACUUGUUAUGUUUCGAAUGUUUUUGGGGCUUUCAUGAACAGCUUAUUUGUUUCACUUUCCAUAGAAAAUCCCCUUUACAACUUCAAGGGUGCUGGGCUUCUUAUUGAAAACUCAGAUACAACCUUUUACAUAAAAACAGAUUAAAUUGAUUGUCAUGAGCAAGCAGGGUUCGAUUCUCUGGUUAUACAUGUACUAGACCUUCAGAAAAUCUGAAGAGUAAUCCCCUGAAAACAUUCUUAGCCCAGCACUACUCGUGCUGUGACUCUGUUCGGGAAAGUCGAGCCAAGUUGUCUCGUUUGCAAAACUUCCUGAGUUGCCUGCUUCAAUUUGAGCCCAAAUGAAUUCCAUCCUCAUCUCCACCCGUCACUGAAUCUUACAUUCUUAGUUCUGUUAUUACCUUAAAGGAAUUAAAACCCAUCAACAUCAUGAUCAAUUUCAUUCUGAUGAGGAAAUCUUGCACAAACUCAGAUGUACAGCUUGUUGGCUCAGUGACAGCGUUUUGCCUUCAGAAUCUCCUGCAGUCUUCUGUCUUGCCCCUGAGCAGAACAGUAGGAACGUGCAGGACAUUGACAUUGACGUGAGGGAUUUGAUUGAUUUUUAAAAAUAUUUUAUGCAUAUACUACGUAUUUAUGAAUGUAAAACAAUAUUCAUCUUCUACUUGUCAGCGGCCACGUGGUGAUCUGUGGGGCUGUAAGAAUCAGAGGUGGAAAGUCACUGGGGUAUGUCUACUAUAUGCGGUCAUAUUUUUAUUGAACCUUUCUGCUCGUCUGCAGUAUUUGUAUUAUUAUAAUUAUUAUUUCCCAAACGUUGUAAAAACAACAACCAUGUAAUGUCAUAUGAAUAUUGUUUUUUAAAUCGGAACUAUCUUAUGUUUUGUUUUAACCGAACUAUCAACACAAAUAUUUUUUUUUAUUCUAAUACUUUGUGCUCUUUCCACCUCUGAUCAACAUGUGCCGUAUUUCAACUGUGUGUGUGCGCGUGCGAUGAGGUCGAGGAGUGCAUACACUAUGUAUUGGUGCAUGUCUCCUCCCGCCGCCUGUCUGUAUGAGGUGUAUGGUGUCAGAGGGGAGUGAACAUUUAAAGCACUAAAUAUAUAUAUAUAUAUAUAUAUAUAUAUAUAUAUAUAUAUAUAUAUAUAUAUAUGGUGUAAUAUUGUGAUGACGAUUGUUGCUGCCAGAGCUGUGUGUCUACAGAUUUGGAGGCGGGAUUAAUAACUUUGUCUCCAUUGAAAGCAGUCACCCAUCAGAAUAAAGGGUCAAAGGACAAGCGCUA